AUGGUGGAUUGUCCCAUAUGCAGCAAGCACGUGAAAGAGACAAACAUCAACUCACACAUCGACUCGGGUUGCGUAUCCUUCGUUGACGAGCAGAAUGCAGCCGGGGGCCCUCAAAAUGGGACGCCCCAAGUCGCGAGCUUCUUUCGGACACCUUCGAGCAAGAGGCCUGCUCCAGCUGCGCCCAGUACCAAACUCGUGAAGCAAGAGUGCUCUUCCAAUACGAAUGGCACCUCUACAAAUGGCACCAAGCCAUCUCUCCCGACACCAGCGAGCAACAAACGACCAGCUCCCUCUCCUUCUCUAGAGCUUGAGGAUGAUUCUCGCCCUUCCCGAGUCCCAACAUCCCUUUCUGACCAGCCGCCCUCCAAGCGCUCCAAGCCAAAUGCCCUCCAGCGUGCGGCUCCUCUCGCGGAGCGCAUGCGCCCUCAAACCUUCGACGAUGUAUACGGCCAAGAUCUCGUCGGCCCCACCGGCGUCCUACGCGGCCUUAUCGAAUCUGACCGUGUCCCCUCAAUGAUCCUUUGGGGCAGUGCCGGCACCGGGAAGACAACGAUAGCACGCGUGAUCGCCAAUACGGUUGGCUCCCGCUUCGUCGAGAUAAACAGCACGAGCUCUGGGGUGGCGGAGUGUAAGAAAUUGUUCGCAGAAGCUAAGGGAGAGUUGGGUUUGACGGGCAGGAAGACUAUCAUCUUUUGUGACGAGAUACAUCGGUUUAGUAAAAGUCAGCAAGAUGUGUUUCUGGGCCCGGUAGAGGCGGGGACCGUGACGCUGAUUGGGGCUACGACGGAGAAUCCGAGCUUCAAGGUGCAGAAUGCGCUUCUGUCGAGGUGUAGAACGUUUACGCUAAGUAAGCUUAUGGAGGGGGAUGUGGUGGCGAUUUUGAAAAGGGCGCUGGAUGUUGAAGGGCCAAGCUAUGAGCCGAGCGAGUUAGUCGACGAAGAAUUGAUACGGUAUCUUGCCUCUUUUGCCGAUGGAGAUGCGAGAACGGCACUCAAUCUCCUCGAACUAGCUAUGGACUUGUCGCAUCGGGCAGACGCGACGAAAGAGAUCAUCAAGGCUUCGCUGACGAAGACGCUGGUCUAUGACCGGUCGGGUGAUCAGCACUACGAUACCAUCUCGGCCUUUCAUAAGUCUGUGCGUGGCUCCGACCCCCACGCUGCGCUCUACUAUCUCGCUCGGAUGAUACAGUCGGGCGAGGAUGCCCUCUACAUCGCCCGGCGGAUGGUUGUCAUAGCCUCGGAAGACAUCGGACUUGCAGACAACAGCAUGCUCACGCUCGCCACGUCCACAUACACGGCGGCGGAGAAAAUCGGCAUGCCAGAAGCAAGGAUAAACCUAGCGCACUGCGCCGUUGCGCUUGCGUCAAGCCCAAAGAGUACGCGCGCGUACAGAGGACUAGGCAAUGCGAUGGCCGCUUUAAAGGAACCAGGAGUAGCUGCACUGCCGAUUCCGAUACAUUUAAGGAAUGCGCCCACGAGAUUGAUGAAGGAGAUGGGGUAUGGAGCUGAGUAUAAGUACAAUCCUAGGUUUGUGGAUGGAAAGGUGCAGCAGGAAUACCUCCCUCAAGAGCUGAGGGAAAGUCUUUUCUUAGAGGAAAGGGAUUUGGGGACAGAGAUUGAUGAGGCCAUGGUUGGGGAGAGGUGA
Letharia columbiana is the source of this 1644-nucleotide messenger RNA. RefSeq lists its product as uncharacterized. The coding region runs from base 1 to 1644 and encodes 547 amino acids. Gene Ontology annotation, molecular function: ATP hydrolysis activity; DNA binding; enzyme activator activity. Gene Ontology annotation, biological process: regulation of DNA repair; DNA-templated DNA replication; DNA repair. Gene Ontology annotation, cellular component: nucleus. Lineage: Eukaryota; Fungi; Ascomycota; Lecanoromycetes; Lecanorales; Parmeliaceae. The record is from RefSeq and is a predicted model, not a curated record. The transcript is spliced from 2 exons.